AUUAGAAGCAAGGGUGAAGCAGUUGCAGAGACGUCAGGGUUUCGGAGGGUGGAGAAAGAGAGUAAGGGAGGGAGAGGGAGAGGGAGAGAUGACGACCCGUUUCAAGAAGAACAGAAAGAAGAGAGGCCAUGUGAGUGCCGGGCAUGGGCGUAUCGGGAAGCACCGGAAGCACCCCGGAGGGCGAGGUAACGCCGGAGGUAUGCACCAUCACCGGAUCCUGUUCGACAAGUACCAUCCCGGUUAUUUCGGGAAGGUUGGGAUGCGGUACUUCCACAAGCUCCGUAACAAGUUCUAUUGCCCCAUCGUCAACAUCGAUAAGCUCUGGUCGAUGAUCCCUCAAGACGUCAAGGAUAAAGCCUCUCCGGACAAUGUUCCCCAAAUCGAUGUGACCCAGUUUGGUUACUUCAAGGUGCUGGGCAAGGGUGUCUUGCCUCUAUCUCAGCCCAUCGUUGUCAAGACCAAGCUCGUCUCUAAGAUUGCCGAGAAGAAGAUCAAAGAGGCCGGUGGUGCCGUCGUCCUUACUGCGUAGACUUAAAUUUAUGUUUCUAUGUUGGAGGUGAAGAUAGUCAUGUUAGGGUGCAUCAUUUUGUUCGGGAACAUUUCAGCAUUAAGAUGUAGCUCCAGAGCGUAUUGGUGGCGGGAAACCUUCUUAUGUUUUUCAUGUUGGACUGAUUUUGUUAGCUUACAACAAGUUUUCAGACGGAACCAAUUUUUCUUAAAGAGUUAUUCGAUUGAUUAUAUGGCAAUGAUAAUUAGGAUGGUUUAUUUUGCAUUUUCA
This is a messenger RNA of Nelumbo nucifera (sacred lotus), 778 nucleotides long. NCBI's taxonomy places the organism in Eukaryota, Viridiplantae, Streptophyta, Magnoliopsida, Proteales, Nelumbonaceae. The record is from RefSeq and is a predicted model, not a curated record.